AUAUCUUUGCUGCUAAUUUAUAUGAGUCUGAUUGCAUGAAUGAAACGGAAUGGACUAUUUACCAAGACUGGCAUGACUGGAUGAAUAAGCAGUUUGGUCAAAGCCUAGCGCUGGAUGGGAUCAUUUAUCUCAGAGCCACUCCUGAGAAAUGCUUGAAUAGGAUUUACUUGCGUGGAAGAGAUGAAGAGCAAGAAAUUCCCAUAGAAUAUCUGGAGAAGCUUCACUACAAACAUGAAAGUUGGCUUCAGCAUAGGACACUGCGAACGGAUUUUGAAUAUCUGCAGGAAAUACCGAUUUUAACGUUAGAUGUUAACGAAGACUUCAAAGGCAAAAAGGACAGAUACGAUAACAUGACUGAAAAGGUCAAAGAAUUUUUGAGCACCUUAUAAGCCUCUUUGAAGCACAGGCAGAGUCAAACUGUUCCAAACAUCUGUGCGAUCAAAGUCUGAAGUACAGCUUCUGCUUUUAUAGGCGGCCUCUGGAGAGGCAGGACUCAAUCCUGUUGAUUUAAUUGUGAGGAACAAACAAACUUUGAAUAGGGAAAUUAUUUAAUAAAUCGUAGAUCUGUUCAGUAUUAUAUUAAGUAACACUCACACAUUCUGAAGAUGCUAGAAUUCUGAGAGUUCCUAAAUACUGCGCCUCUUCCUAAUCAGACCAAUAACAACUUCUGGAGUGUUUCAUUGUAUUGUUUUAAUUUAUUUUGUGCCUAGCAGCUAUUUAAUUUUCAAGAAGGUAGUGGCUUUUUAGACCUCUAUGGUGUGUUUUA
Molecule: messenger RNA, 766 nt
Organism: Balearica regulorum gibbericeps (East African grey crowned-crane)
Lineage: Eukaryota; Metazoa; Chordata; Aves; Gruiformes; Gruidae
Source: RefSeq, a predicted model, not a curated record